Messenger RNA from Onychostoma macrolepis, 1170 nucleotides. RefSeq names its product inhibitor of DNA binding 2a (gene id2a). NCBI's taxonomy places the organism in Eukaryota, Metazoa, Chordata, Actinopteri, Cypriniformes, Cyprinidae. The record is from RefSeq and is a predicted model, not a curated record. Gene Ontology annotation, cellular component: cytoplasm; nucleus. Gene Ontology annotation, molecular function: protein dimerization activity; transcription regulator activity. The coding region runs from base 147 to 554 and encodes 135 amino acids. Gene Ontology annotation, biological process: negative regulation of transcription by RNA polymerase II; cell differentiation; circadian regulation of gene expression. The transcript has 3 exons.
CGUGAACAACCCACCCAGCUGGGUAUAUAUUCAGCGAUGACAGCUCGCUAAUCCACUGCGUUUGCUUCGACAGCCCAGUGCAAAGAGGAAAUCUCGAAAACAAAAGCGACUCUUCCAACGAAACCGUUUCGUACAGAGGUGUCAACAUGAAGGCAAUAAGCCCAGUCAGGUCUUUCCGGAAAAGCAGCGCGAAUGUGACGGAGCACAGUCUGGGAAUCUCACGGAGCAAGACCCCCGUGGACGAUCCCCUAAGCCUGCUGUACAACAUGAACGACUGCUACUCCAAACUGAAGGAACUGGUGCCGAGUAUCCCGCAGAACAAAAACGUGAGCAAAAUGGAAAUCUUGCAACAUGUCAUCGACUAUAUCCUGGACCUUCAGAUCGCACUUGACUCAAAUUCCGCAAUCACCAGCCUGCAUCACCCGCGAGCAGGGCAGGGGACAUCCAGAACACCCCUGACAACACUCAACACAGACAUCAGCAUCCUCUCAUUACAGACACCUGAGUUUCAAUCAGACUUGAUCACAGAGGACAGCAGGACACUUUACCGUUAAUCAGGUGUUUGGUUAAGACACAAGAACACACAGGACCUGGGAACUGGCUUUUCCUCUGAUUUCUGUUCUCAGUCUGGAGUUGUUGUUUUUUUUUUUUGUUUGUUUUAUUUUGCUUUUUUUUCUUUCCUGUAAUUGAAUCAAGAGACUUUUUUGCUUCUAAAAGGACAAUCCAUGUGAUGUGUUAUAAGUUCGGACAUUGAUUAUUUAUCUUCUAAAAAGACUUAUUUGGUCCUUUCUUCAAGAGGAAGAAGCACUAUAUUCCCUGAAAAUAGGAGGGGAAACCUGUAAAUGAUCACAAGGAACCUUUUCUCUGCAUUGAGAAGAAGUCUUACCUUUUUUUCGUGAAGAACGUGUGAAUAGGAGAAGACGUGGUUAGUUACUGUACAAAGUUUAAGUCUGUUUUUGUCAAUUCUUUUGGCACACGAAGGACUGGACGUUGAAAAUGACAUGAUGAAACCUUGUGAACUCUCUCAGAGUUUUAUCUUGUAUAGUUGCAGAAAUUGGACUGUCAGUAUCUGCAAAGUGUUAUGCUGUAUGCUGAGACUUUUUAUAAAAGUAAUAUUGUAAAUCGUACCUUUUUUUUUUUUAUACAAAAUAAAUCAAAUGCUUUAUUUGA